Molecule: messenger RNA, 6885 nt
Organism: Symbiodinium necroappetens
Lineage: Eukaryota; Dinophyceae; Suessiales; Symbiodiniaceae
Source: the annotation of a GenBank genome assembly
AUGUUGGCUGUCUGUCACAUGGACUUGUCCGAUCUGGACCUUGCUGUGGCCCAUUCUCAGCAGGCAGUCGCAGAAGCUCCGAAUUCGGAAGAGCGGCGGCUGGCUCUGCAGGUCCAGCUCACGGCUCUGGUUCAGCGCAGAUCGCGAGGUGCACUUGGCCACCAGGGCUUGUACGACGGGCAAAGCAAGGAGUGUGAUCUUUUCGAGAGCCGAUUUGCAUCUCCCGUGACUCGCGAAAGCAAAUUUGGAAAUGUCAGCCUGACUCAGCCUGACCAGUGGAGAGCACAACUUCAAACCAUCAGCAAGCAAACGCCUCCUAUGGUGCAGGAACCCGGCCGAGUGGACGCAAGUGCUUCGGACUCUGAGUUCCAAACACUGGCCAACGAUGUCUUUGCAUCCAACCCGCGGGUUGCAGAGGAGGAGAAGAAGAGACGCUGGGGGGCCGAGAAGGGCUUCACUUCGCUCCUGGACCCCAGCCUCGAUCCGAGGCAGAAGGUAUUGGCGAAUGAGUUGCCCCGAGAGGACUUUCAUUUUAAUCGAUGGAGGUGCAUCUUCCACCCUGAUCGUGCAGUGGAGACGCUGGGACCUGUUGCACAUCUCGAGUUGUCAAUACUGAGUGCCCGGGAUCUUGUCGGAGAAGAACUUUCCUUGACGCUGCAGCCUUCUUGCAAUCCCUAUGCCAAGGUCUACCUUGAUGAUCGGCUCGCUUGCAGGACCAAGUGCCAACAGAGAACAACGACUCCAGACUGGCGCUUUCACCGAUCACUGGAUGUUGUAUGCCCCUAUUCUAUGUUGAGGAUACAGGUGGCAGAUCAGACGCACUCCAAUGUCAUGAUGAUGCGAGCUUUGCUCAGAGAUGCGCAGAUGGGCUUUGUGGAAAUCUGCCUGGGAGAUGUGCCCUUCAAUCGGGACAUCGAAGGGUGGUUCGAACUACGCUACAAGGCGCAGACGGCAGAGCCGCUCAAGGACGCAGAGCCGGCGGAUACCAAGCUGCAGAUGCGUUUGGCGCAAUGUUCCGUGCAUGCUGCUGAAGAGCUAGUCAACAGGCGCUACGUACUGGACAUGGACCGAAUGCCGGAGAGAAUCUUCGAAGCAUCAAGACCAGAGGACGCCAUGUUUGCAAUGGCACUUUGCCCGCCUGCCUCAGAAGACCAUGGCACGCAUCUGCAGGUGGACGGCGAUCCGAACUUUCACCUGCAGGGACUUUGGGACGAUGUUGCGGAUGUCAAGCGUGACCUUGUCGAGGAUGUCGCACCUGAUGCGAUGAGCUGUGUGUCCAACUUCAUCCUUUACAUUCUCCUCUGGCGGUCGUUCUUGGUGACCGGCACUCUCGUGGCUUGGCUGGUGCUGCCUCUGGCAUACUCUGCUUUGCGGCCACAUCAGCGAAAUCUCUGGCUGCUGUCUGCGGUGGUGCCUGGCAUGCUGGCAUUCAUCAUGCUGCUGCUGUCGGGCACAAAGAUCCAUCUGUCGUGUCCCAAGCUUCGAGCUUCCAUGGUGCACGGUGGAGUCAAUGCCCCGCUGACACAAGAAGGAUUUGCGAGUGCGGCUGCCUGGAGAGACAGUGCGCAGAUGGUUGCCUUCCUCAGGAGAGUUAUCGCCGAUCUUCAGGGCAUUGUGAACGAUGACCAUGAGCUGCAGUCCCUGGCUGCGCGCUGCUUCCGUGAUGGAAAGCCACGACUUACACUCUCUGAGCUCAGGACCGUACUGAAAGGCGCACACUGGGUCAGCAUCGCAGUUUCGGAGCCCGAGGAUGCAGAGAAGGCCAGUGGACAGCAAGCGCUGCUUCGCGAAGGCUUCCCGGGAACUCGACUUUCGCCUGGAGACUUGGUGCUGGUCGACAACCACGCUCGCGCGAUCGUGAAAUCUAUUGAGGAUCCUUUUGUCGUUGUGGAGUACGAUGACCCGGAACACGUGGACUUGAUCAGCCGCGAGCAGGCGAGCGAGCAGAGUACCUCCACCUCACAAAGCUACGAGACGCUUGUUCCUCUGGGUGCCGACGCAGAGGCUGUUGUUUCCGACCGUGGCGCACUGGCCAAAAGCUUUUCGGCACAGGACGCCGUGCUUCUGAAGUGCGCUUUUGUUUGGGAAAAAGCCGUAGAAGAUCGAGAGACUUCCCAAAGCAAGGUUGUCACUCCGGCCGCAGGUUCCGGAGCUACCAAAGCAGAAAACAACUUCGACCAGUCUUUCAAGACGGGUCCUGUCGCGAGGUUGGCGCUGCUGCUGGUCUUCGGCAUGCUUUCGUCCGUGUCGAUUGCCGCCUUCGUCUUGGAGCUCACCCAGGAGUCGGCAGGUCGUGCUCUUGCCAGGAUGCUGCUCAGAUAUUUCAUUCUUGGAAGCAAGAUUCUCCUGCUUGCAGUAAUUUCAGCGGUAUUCUUGUCAAAAGCUCGAUGGUUUGUGCCCGUGCGGUCUUUCUGUCGCAUUUUCUUGCGGACGCUCUGUCACAAGCGGCGAGCUCCCGACAUCUGGCCAUUCUUUCGUGAAGGCGCAGCGCAGUCAGAUGCAUCGAACGAUGAGGUAUGCGAUGCUGCUACGAAGCUUGUGGAUGAACGAAGAGAGUUUGUGCCACACGCUUCGCUGGGCUGCGCUACACGCCGCAACCGGUCUGAGGAGACUGCGAUGAUGGUCACAAGGCUCGCCGUUCUCCUGGGGGCCGCGCAGCUCUGUGGUGUUGGCGGCGUAGAGAGAGCUGAUGCUCUCACGCCGUCUGAGGCGGCAGUGCCUAUCUCGGAGGAUGACGAAUGCUCUGACGGAUCUGAAGCGGAAACAUGUGCUCUGAGCGCGUUGCAGAGGGCAGGUAUGAGGAAGGAGUACCAAGACGAGCUACUUCAAAGCGAAGAAGCAUCCGGCGAUGCUAGCAUUAUCUCAUGGAAAGGAGCACGAGAGACCGGCAGUUCCUGUUUCUGGACCAACUGUGACGAAGUUUCUCUUGGCCCGACAGAAUGCCAUCACUUCAGAUGCAUCUGCCGCGAGAACUAUUACUACAACAAGGAAGCAGACAAAUGCACGCCAGUCCCCGACAACGUCGAGGGUCAUGACACCGGUGGCAGAUGCCAUUUUUUCAGUUGCGCGGCCAGCCGUGGAUUGACGCAGUGCGUGGCUGGCAAAUGCCUGUGCAUUGCGGGAUACACGGCCGAGAACGGAGUAUGCAAGGCACAGGAAGGCUUCAGCGAGUUACCUGGAGGCGAUGUUUGUGGCACGCCCAAGAUGGAUGACCUUUGCUGGAAAGCCGUUGACUGGGCGAUGCAUGACAACAUUUACGCCAAUCCUAAGCAGUAUGCUGGUCUUCAUGCAGGAGCUUCCAGUUUCCAGGAGUUUCAGCAGUUUGUACACGAGGUCGACAAGGUCACGUGUCCCAAACCAUGUCCUGUGAACUACGAGCACUUCGACACGCCCAAAGUGCUCGAUCCCGCGUAUCAAACGAUGAAAGGUGUGUCGUAUGGGCCCGCGCCCGUGAAGAAGGCGGGGUCCCCCAUCAACGGCGACGAUUACAUGGCAGACAUCACUGGAGCGAUGUGGGCUGACUGGGGCCGCGGCGACCUGGAGCUGAUCAAGCAGUUGGGAGGAAACACCAUCCGAAUGUAUGGCAACGAUGCAAACACGAGCCACAGGGCCUUCCUGGACCUGGCCUAUGAGAAGGGCAUUGAUGUCGUUGCAGGCAUGAGCGACUUUGGCUUCACACAGGGCCCGGACAACUGUUUGAUCAACGACUGGUACUGCUUCGAUGAGGCCUACUUCUACUUUCACAAGAAUCUCUUGAUGGGUUUCGCCAUCGACUCGUUCAAGCGCUACCAUCCUGCUCUGAAAGCCUUGAUCUUGGCGAAUGAACCAGACUUGAAGGUACAUCCACGAAGUCUGACCUGCAGAGCGAUGGCAUCUGUGUUCGAUGCAAUCUUGGAAGCUGAGAAGGAUGUGGGUGUAACUGGGAACCCCAUCGCAUUGACCAUCACGUGGUCUUUUGCUCUCUUCCCAGAUGCGAACGUUCACCCCAAUGCUCCCGCUUUGGGGCAAAUGGAGGAGUUCUGGGCUUGUUUGCAGAAGGGUACCGAGAAGGAGCCCAUCAACUACACGCCCAGGAAUGAUUUGGUCCAGGCUUUUCGCAAGCGAUUUGUUCACAGUUUCAACACGGCCAACAAAGCCAGGGAGGUGGCGAACAUGAUGUUGAACAAGUAUUCUCAAAGCAGCUUCUGGACUCCGACCUUGAAGGUUCCUGUCUUCAUAGGUGAGUAUCACAGCGUCCAUGGCAACAUGGAGGAGGACCUCACAGAAGCCGUGCAGCUGGCGAAGUCUCCGAGAUAUCCCUACUUCAUGGGCUACUCUUUCUUUGAGUUCAGCCGGAGCUACUGGAAAGGAGGCCCUGAGAUGGAGUUUGGUAUGUUCGGCUAUGGCGAUUGUCCACUCAUGGACAUGAACUACACUGGCAACACAUACACCAUCUGGAAUCUGAUUCCACUCAAGGAUCGGCGUGGCAAUUCACUUCCGUCUGCACUCCGAAAGGCAUUUGCUCAGGACAGUUCUCUUCCCAAGAUACUCGCGCACGAGCACAUCCAGUGCAAAGGAUCCACUGCGGGCGAGAAGCCACACUUCUCCCGCAAACUCCUUCGCUUAGAGCAUGAUACGGCAAGCUGGUCACGAAAGAAACCAGUGGGCAUCACGCAGAAGCACGAGGUGCCUGUAGCUUUUCCGGUUUACGCAGUGACUAGAUGCCGUGAGCCGAUUGCUAGCCCAUGCCAUCAAAGAGUGGCUGCAUCGCAGAAGCGCGAUCACAAAAAAGGGAGAGCUCGGAUGUCAGUGCCCCUCGACCCAGCUUCGAGCACCCUCGACGUGGAAAUCAGGAAGCUUUGGGGCUUGCUGGCUACUCUUUGGAGGAACGGUCACCUUGAUGCGGCAAAAGACAUCCUGAAGGCAGCAAUGUUCCUUUCAGCGCAUCCUGAGGCACCCGAAGAAGUGGCGAAGUGCUGGCUGGGUGUAGGGCGUUGCUGUCACCGUGCUGGCCUGAACAAGGAAGCAGCAGCUUUUGCACAGAAGGCCUUGGCAGAUGCGAGAGUCGAAGUCGCCGCCCGGCUCCUGCUGUUAGAAGUCUCCUGCGAGAAGCUGAAGGCCGAGGAAAGUCACAAAGCGCGCCCCGAGGAGGCUUGGCUCCAGCUGGAGAUGAUGCGAAAGCACACUCCGGGCCUCUCGCUGGAGGAGGCAGCAAGAGCGGCGAAGCUCGUACUGGAGCAGCCGUCAGAGGAUUUGGCAACCGCCGGCCUGGAGUUCUUCGUCGCUUGUGCGGUGCGGGAGGAGUCCCAGGAAGAUCCGAACGGCCUGAUUAUCUCAGUGCAGCUGUUGAUCCGAGCUUUGGAGUUGAAGCGAUCGGACACGGAGCUGCUGCAGCGUUUGGACGCCGUUGCGGCGGUUUCGGCCAGGGUGUCGCUUCACGCUGAACUUCGCAACUGUGCGCCUGCUACUCCCGGGCUUGCGGCGCUUCGAGAAGCUGUGUCUUUGGCCUGGAGCAGAGGACAAGAACUUGGAGACAGUUGCCAGUGGGAACUGGCAGCUUCCAUGUUCGAGCGCAUCCACCGCAUCCUGCAGCCACUCGACACCCUAACACCGCAUGGACCAGACCUUGAUGUUGCAAGGCUUCAAGAGCUCUGGAGUGCGAGGGCCUGGUGUUUGGUGCUGGAGGCAUCUGCCAGAAUCCAGCAGGCGAAGGAUCUUAAGACGAAUGCUCAAGACCGAAGCAUGCAUCUGCAGCAAGCACGUUGCAAUCUGGACACGGCUCACAGGCUUCGUCGCCAGUCGGAGAAGGUGUCAGCAGAGAGCUUGGACAAGACCGAGCUCCGGAGUUCUCCCUGGUCUCAUCGGCUCUUCAUGAUCCUCGUGCUUGUGGAGUUUGAGGUGAAGUGUCUGACCGGUGAAACUGAGGUAAGCUUGCAACAAUUCGUCGAUCAGGCAUCUUCUCAUGAAGCAGUUGGCCUCCAUAGCCUCUUGGCGAUGGCCAAAAUUCUUGCGGCAUCUUCAUACCGACGGUUGGCCAUUCAUUGCUUGCAAAGCUAUCUUCGUGUCCUGACUGCGACACGGGCUGCUGUGGACUACAAGCAGAUCGUCGCUGCCUAUCGCAACAUGAUAGCCUUGCUGUCCUCCCGGAAUGAUGGCUUCCGCCUUUUCGAAGGUCUCUGCAAGAUUUUGAGCCAAGCCAGCCAAGCAGACGAGCUGGCCUCCUCGGUCUCCUUGGAGGAAGAAGCGGCCUGGCUGAUCGCCAAGUCUUGGAAUACCGGCAGGCACUUCUAUCGCCUGCAGCAGUACAGGUAUGCGGAGCACUGGAUGAGCAACAGCCUGUCCUUCGCCAAGAUCUUCCCCGGCAAGACUAAUGUUGGGGGCGUGCGCUCGGCAGGUGUUCCAGUUGGCAUGGAAGUGGAAGAUGAUGAAGACCUCGCGGCUGCAAUUGAGUGGGAUCAGAAGUCCAAGCGAAGUGCCAACAACGAGCUAGGUCAGAAGGGCGAAGCGAGCGUUGGCGAAUGGCUGAAAUCAGGGGUGGUCCUUUGCAACCUGGUCAAUGCCAUUCAGCCUGGACUCAUCAGGACUGUGAACCAGCAGUCUGUACCAUUCAAGCAGAUGGUGGCUUUGGUGCAGUAUGCCCUGGGUGGUGCGGUGCAAACCGUAUGCCCUGACUUCACAGGGCCAAAGCUGGGAAUACCCCUCAUCGCUAAGGGCAAGGAUGUGAAAGUGAAGGGCAAGACCUCGUCUCAUCUCCUGCAUCUGGAUCCAGACCAGGUCGCCUCCAUGCGUGAAGAGCUCGAGCUCGUGGAGGAAAAUCAGCUUCUGCGCAAGAAGGCCGAGGUGGACAUCCCCCACUGGGCCUCUCAAGUGAGGCUGAUGGCACAAGAGGUGGAAGAGGCGCUGUAA